Molecule: messenger RNA, 500 nt
Organism: Thamnophis sirtalis
Lineage: Eukaryota; Metazoa; Chordata; Lepidosauria; Squamata; Natricidae
Source: RefSeq, a predicted model, not a curated record
AAUAUAGGAAUAUCGUGGACAUUACUACAUGAGAUGGAUUAUCAGAAAUAUAUCUCCAUCAGGCACGAUUAUAUUCUGCUCCCAGAAGAGGCUCUGACCAACACAACUCGACUACGCUGGUGGCAACCAUUUGUAAUUAACAACGGCAUUGUUGUAUCGGGGUUUGAUCGUGCUCAGUGGGCCCUGGAUAAUAUACUGAUUGGCGGAGCAGAAAUCAAUCCAAGUCAACUGGUGGACACAUUUGAUGAUGAAGGGAUCUCCCACGAAGAAAACUGGAGUUUCUAUCCAAAUGCAGUCAGGACGGCGGGAUUCUGCGGUAACCCCUCCUUCCAUCUCUACUGGCCAAAUAAGAAGAAGGAUCAGACGUAUAACAUCUUGUCCUCCCGCGAGCUCAUUAUACAACCUGGAUACAUGAUACAGUUUAAAAUUGUCGUUGGCUGUGAAGCAACAUCUUGUGGUGAUCUCCAUUCGGUAAUGCUGGAAUACUCUAAGGAUGCUAG